Molecule: messenger RNA, 5634 nt
Organism: Wyeomyia smithii (pitcher-plant mosquito)
Lineage: Eukaryota; Metazoa; Arthropoda; Insecta; Diptera; Culicidae
Gene: beat-Ia
Exons: 8
Coding region: 1756-2829 (357 amino acids)
Source: RefSeq, a predicted model, not a curated record
AGCUAGUAAGUGGCAGUGGCGGUGGGUGGUUUUUGGUCCUCGACGACAGAUCGUGUUCUUUCGGGUGCAUGCUGUGGGUGGUUGGGUGGCUGUACCCAAGCUAACCUCGGUGGCGGCUUGUCCAUCGGAAUAGCGGACAGUUUUGCUCGGUAUUUCGUACGGAUCGGACGCAUAACGAAGGGCUUGCAACCGGAAAUCGGUACGACGGAAUAUUGUAAAACGUUUGAGUACUUGGUUUGGUUUUUCUUUUCGUUGUUGUUACGCACCAGCGUGUGGAUUACGCGGCUCAGUGCCUGACGGCAACAGUUUAUUGUCUAGUUGUUGUGAGACCCCGACUGUGUCGGUUAUGGUCUACGGCUGCGGUCACAAUGGUGUGAAGCACAUUCCUCAGCCUGAAUAUAUACAGUGGCGGAAACGAUUUAUAGGAUGAUUCAAAUUGCCAAACCUGUGCUACCGUUACUGAAUUAGGGUUUUGGGUAAAUGAAGUGAAGUUACGGUUGUUUAUGUGUGACCACAAUUCGGUUGGUCAGUGUUGUUUUUUUUUUCGUACGGUCUGUCGUUUUAUGCAGUGAUUUUUCAACGUGGUGACCAGUGAAUUGAUGCGACUCGGGUCAACAGUCAAGGCCAGUGAAGCGUGCAAAGCCGGAAUCUACCAGUAGAAAGAAAUAAAACGCAAAAUUGACAGCGUAGAUUGCUCCGGCAUAAUUUUCUCGUGGGAGAUUGUAAACGGCGUAUUAAUAUAUUGCUGCUGCCUGAAGCGUUAAACUACGUUUGAUGAAUUUUCCAAGAACAGCAGUUGAAGAGAACUGAUGAAAAUUUGGAACUUCGUCAGCCCUAGAUUCUUCUCCUGUCGUAAAAGUUAAGAAGCGAAGCGGCAAAUUACGAAAAUUUAAUAAUUGAUGUGCACGAAACGGUAAACAGUGGUCGUAUGUACGGAACGAGUAAGAGUGUAGGAAAAUACGGCUACUGUCAGAAGAAUUUACUGCUUAGCUAAAUACCAAAUGAGUGAAAGAUAAAGUUCGAAAUACUAACCCAGCCCGGAUUUGAUGUUUAUGCUAAACGGUAGCAGGUGAUGAACAUGAAACCGGUGUAGGAGAAGCCUCAUUUUGAAUGUUUAGUUCGUCUGUUUUUCUACGAUAAGCAGCGACAAACAGUCGUGAAAUACAUCAGUGAACCUUCCACUGUAGUGGAAAACUUUGCUAACCUGUGCUUCUGAAAAUGAUUGAACUGAUAGGUUCGCUACAGCUGAUCGGAUUCCAUCAGUAACUGCUAAAGUAUAUGCCAAAUUGAUGGAAAAAACUUACGAACAGUUCGACUAUCAUUCUGCAAAGAUUGAUCCUCAUCGAAAUGACCAGUUCGAUCAAGUAAAUUGCUAAAUCAACAGAGCAACUUCAACUGUUGAGCAGUCCAACAGUCGCGGACUGGACGAAGUUCGUUAAAAACACACGGUUCAUGAAAAUGCACACAAACAAACAGAGAAAAAAAUAAAACACACCUCCAAUACAGGAUCAACCGGAAUGUCGAUCGGUAUCGAAUGAAUGAAUUAUUUGAACAGCGCCUAUUUCCUGUUCCGAAUCGAAACAGCAUUGAAUUCUGCGGGGGAGAAGGCUGGUGGAACGCAAUAUAAACAAGAGAUAACACAGAACCAUCGACCAAAAAAACAGCAGUAAAAAUCGAACCUUUUCUCAUCUCGUACGGGAAAGUUAAUUAAAAGUGGCGAACGUCGCGUACAAGUGUAGUGCCCCUUGCAGCAGAAUGAAUCCCCGUGCCAGCGCGGUCCCGCUGCGACAGCAGCACCGGAAUCCGACACUGGCCGGCUGGCUGCUGAUUGGGGUUUGCAUCGUCAUACCAGUGAUAGACGCUCUACGGGAUGUCCAAGUCACCGUACCCCAGGCGGUCCGCAGGGGUGACAACGCGAUGCUAUACUGCCACUACGACAUGGAUGGCGAGAAUCUGUACUCGGUCAAGUGGUACAAAGGCCGGCGGGAGUUCUAUCGCUACACGCCCAAGGAGACCCCGGCGUUGAAAGUCUUCCCGGUUGCCGGCGUAAAGGUGAAACAAACCGCUUCCAAUGAGAGUCAACUGAUGCUGGUCGCCCUGAACAUGAUGUCAUCGGGCAAAUACAGCUGCGAGGUGUCAGCAGAUGCACCGUCCUUCCACACAAUGAUUGUCACGGGUGAUUUGGAAGUUUGUGAGGUCCCAAAGCAUGUACCGCUGGUUCAUGGAAUUCGACCCCGGUAUCGGGUUGGGGACAUCAUCCGGGGCAAUUGUACUUCGGCCCACUCUCGACCCGCAGCUAAUCUGACGUGGUACAUCAAUGAGGUUCAGGCUAAUCCCUCACACAUUCGCAUCCAUAAGCCGUUCCGAGACCACAAAACUGAUCUGGAAACAUCUGUCGUAGGGCUGCACUUCGUUGUGAGUGGACAUCACUUCCAGAAUGGCAAGUUGAAGAUUCGCUGCUCGGCUCGCAUCCACGAGAUUUACAUGCAAUCGACGGAGAAAUCCAUCGACGAGGAAAGGCCCCGAGUCAUCUCGGCAGCGUCCUCCUCUUCAUCCUCUUCCUCGUCAGCCAACAGUAACAGCAACAGCAUCAACCUGAUACAGAACAUCCCGUACGAUCAGUUCUCGCAGCUGGAUAAUGAGUUGGACCGGAAAGACUACAUUACACAUUUACAAGGCGACAUGUCAUCAUCGUCGGCAAGUGCGUCCAGGCUGACACGUUCAGAGCCAUCGAUCAGUUUAACCUGCUGGCGAUUCCUAGCGGGGGCGACCGGACUGCUGAUAGUUUUUCACCGUUUGCUCAAUUUUGACACCAUUUCCAUAACAUGAUUCCGUGAUGUGCAUUAGUGAUUCGAGCUUUUUGGUUCUAUUCUUUGCCGUUUUUGUUUUCGUUUUUCUUUUUCGUUCUUUCUUCUCGUUGGUGCUUUUUAUUCUGCUGAGUUGCUCACAGAUUUUCAUCGCGGCGUAGAGGAGUAGCUCGGCUCGUCUCGUCUCACGGGUCACGAGGCACGGAACACCGGUAGCAUAAAAAUCGAGUUCAGCUGGAAUGCGAAAGCUGCCUGUCUGGCUGGCUGGUUGCGAAACGGAUCCGGCGAACCUGGGCUGCGCGAUGGGAAAAUCGUGAUGAAGGUGUUAAUGGCGGCGAUGACGCUGAUUAAUGGAAUGUCUGGUGGAAGCGUGGAAAAUGUGUGAAAAUUUUUGGACGAGUGCAAUAGACUUAAGUGAAAUAGAGAGAGAGAGAGAGUGAGAGAGAGAGAGAGAGAAGUGAGAGAGGGGAAGAAAAAUGUAAUUGAAAAACCCCUAGAGCUGUUAGAUAAGGGAUAUAAAAUGUAAACUUUUCUUGAAUGUACACGCUGGCUGGCGAACGUCAUAUGACUUUGAACGAUAGUCAUCCAAUCCAUCUCGAAUGCUUUGACAAGUGAAAACUGUAGCGGGAGUUUCUUUCGUUUUAAUUUUUCUCAAGCAUCCAGUUCAAUUAGCAGAAAUCCAUCAAUACAGUAAUGAGUUCUACAAUGAUUGAGUUUCGUUAGCAUUUUAAAAUUGUUUAACUUAUGGACAGCAUAUUAAACUAAACUCUACAGCUGUGAUUUAGAGAAAUAUUUUCGCAACAAUUCUCAAGAGUAAUUUAAAUAAUUUUAUUUUCAGUAGGUAGUGAGCUUCAUCACGAGCGACUUGUCACACUCACUGUUAUCACCGAGAAAUUUUGGGCCAGAGAACAAAUUCUUUGUAUUCGAUCGUCUCAAGUCUAAAUCAAAACUUGCUUAAAUCUUGGCUAACACACGAUGUUGAUUUCUUUAUGAACAAAUGUUUCAGUAAAUUGAUUCCAAACAUAAAUUCACUUGUGGUCUAGAAAAAACAUAACUCUUUGCCAGAUUUUAAGGCAUAACUCAAGCAUUAUUUUGAAAAAUGUUUCUCAACUAAAUUCAGCGAAUAUAGCCUUCGUUCUGACUCAAGUUGAUGAAAUAAAUAGAUAAGUUGUUUUUUUAGAAAAAAACUGAAAUGAAAUUAAACGCAAAGUUCAUGUACGGCAUUCAAACAAUCAACAUCAGCCAAACUUAGCAUUUGUAAUUCCAUCACACUCCGCACGCCACUAAUCCGAUGGUGAAAUAUUCGUCGGCAUAUUAAAAGUGUAUUUCACCGCUCUGCUAUGCCUGCUCCCGGAUUUGCAUUUCCCCACUCGACGGCAUCACGAGCUAAAGCGAGAGCCUUCCCCAUUCAGCAAGAUAGAUUGUCAGUCAGAUCAUAAAGGCUUGUCAGCGUGCUUUCGCCGACUUGCAGAUGAAAUUUGGCAAGACAGACAAGAUGAAUGGUUUUUCCUGCUGUUAUGACUGUUUUGUGCUGUCAUUACCUCUGGCAUCGUCAUACGCAGUACGCAGUACCGUCGUCAUGCCGCUCGGCACAAUGAAAGGUCGAAGCGAAAUGCAAAUCAACCACCACCAAGCCUGGAGAGUGCCACGAUUGAUGAGCGAGUGCAAGAGUGCUGAUGUAACUUCUCGACAGCAGCAAGUCACUUUGGAAAUCGUUAAUUCAUAGAACAGGAUAAUGAAAAUCGCUUCCGCAUUAAUUUUCAUUUCUUUGUUUGCCUAUUUGUUAAAUCAAACUUUCAUGGUAAUUUCUGUUCGAAGAGAAUGAUAAAUUUAGAUUCGGGGAAAUAAUUGUAAUCUGACUGUAAGCAGCAUAUUUUUUGUUAAUUCCAUACAGCCCCGAAAACGUUCGCAAUAAAAAAUCCACUUCAUCACCAUCACAGCUUCAAUUUCAUCUUGUCGUCGCGGAUCACGACAAUUUCAAUCAUCUCUUCUUCUUCCAAACAACCAACCAACUGUUGCUGUACAGAGGUAGCGGUUGGGGAAGAAAAAUGUCCUCUAGUCCGGAAGCCUACCGGGGUAAGGUUGCUCGUGAUGAAGAUGUGCAAAAUGCAAAUGAAUAGACCAAAAUUAUAAAGACAAAUAUUGUGAAUCAAGCCAAACUGAAGCACUGGGUGAGCGGCAAAACUUCGGGAGAAUGGGGCAAAACCCGGAAGGGUUUACCUUCCCAUCAGACAAAGCGCAGUAAUAUAGUGAAAAGUGUAAAAAUAAACCAAAUAACGAGCGCCGCCGACGAAAAAAAUAAAUAAAUAAACUUACUUUGAAAAGGGAUGAAACAAACGAAAAUCGGGUCGCAAGUGGGAGCCCGUCACCACGCCGCGAAAACACUGUAAGGAGAAAGCUGGAUGGCAAAAAAAAAAAACAAAGUUUUAUGUACAUAUUAAGUAAGUAGAAGUAAGAAGCCAGACCCGAUGUUGGUCUGCGCCUGUAGUGUUACUUGACAGCAAAUAAAUGCGCAUAAAAAAAGUAUUACAGUGCAAGGAACAAAGUUGAAACAGUGUGAAAUUUCUGGAGCAAUUGUGUUGUUGAAUAUAUCUUGAUGCAAUCACCCCGUAAUUGAGGCAAUUGAGCGUGAAUGGAGUUAAUACUUUUAUGCUUUAGAGUAGACGAAAUUCAAUGAAUUUAUGUGUGAUAUAAAGAAGUAAAAUACUAAUAUUUAUGACAUAGAGAAACCUAUUGAGCAGAAAAGGUGAACAGUAUAGAUUAAUUAAUUGAUAAUUAUAGUACUGACAACGUAACUUCAAAUGCAAAUACACAAACUAUACUAUGA